AUGCCUUGUAAACGCUGGGGACAGGACGACCGAAACAACCACGCCACCGCCGGCGGCGGCAGCCGGGGAAAGAGGUCGUGGUGGAAUCGGCAGCACCUCUAUCUGGUAUUGGAUGACUGGGACAAGGGAUUCAGCCUCCACAAGGUCGACGCCGACAGCUUCGAUUCCUGCUCCGGCUCUGACGACGAUGACCACCUGGGUCAGGGUGUGGUUGCUCGGCACCUCCCAGAACCUCCGGCCCUGCAGGUCGAGUCACCAUCUGGCCGUAACCAGGCCGAUACCGGCAUGACGUUCUCGGCCAUGGGCACAAAGAUCUUCGUCUUCAUGAACCGGCGCUGCGGCCUCGUCUACGACACCGACACGGCCGUGCUGGCCGUCGGCGCGCACGCCCCUGCCAAGAUGGUCUGUGGCUUCGGCAUCUCCGUUCCCGUCGGCGACGUGCUCUAUCUAUUAACAUACCGAUACUUCGACAAGCACGGGCACCACUCGUUCGAGGCAAUGUCGUGGGCGCCCACCGGAACCGCCCCCGACGACGCCGGCAGCUGGUCCUGGAACACUCUGCCGGCGCCGCCGCCCACGUUCACACCCGCCAGCGCGUCGUCUCCCACGCCCUGCACCCGGACGGCCGCACCAUCUUCAUGA
Messenger RNA from Miscanthus lutarioriparius, 642 nucleotides. The record is from the annotation of a GenBank genome assembly. Lineage: Eukaryota; Viridiplantae; Streptophyta; Magnoliopsida; Poales; Poaceae.